CGAGACAGGGCUGUUGCCGCCGCCAUUGCUGUAACCCCCCCGCCCCGGAGAAUCCACCGCCAUCCGCCACCAUGGUGAACUUCACAGUAGACCAGAUACGGGCCAUCAUGGACAAAAAGGCCAACAUCAGAAACAUGUCUGUGAUUGCCCACGUUGAUCACGGCAAAUCAACCUUGACUGAUUCUCUGGUAUGCAAAGCUGGUAUCAUUGCCUCUGCCCGCGCGGGGGAGACCCGUUUCACCGACACAAGGAAGGAUGAGCAGGAACGGUGCAUCACCAUCAAAUCAACAGCUAUUUCCCUAUUUUAUGAGCUCUCUGAAAAUGACUUGGCCUUCAUCAAGCAGAGCAAGGAUGGUUCUGGUUUCUUGAUCAACCUGAUUGACUCUCCUGGGCAUGUGGACUUCUCCUCAGAGGUCACUGCUGCUCUUCGUGUCACUGAUGGUGCCCUGGUUGUUGUAGACUGUGUCUCUGGCGUGUGUGUGCAGACAGAGACUGUGCUGCGUCAGGCCAUUGCAGAGAGGAUCAAGCCUGUCCUGAUGAUGAACAAGAUGGACCGAGCGCUGCUGGAGCUGCAGCUGGAGCCAGAAGAGCUGUACCAGACCUUCCAGCGCAUCGUGGAAAACGUGAACGUCAUUAUCUCCACAUACGGAGAAGGAGAAAGUGGCCCCAUGGGAAAUAUCAUGAUUGAUCCGGUGCUUGGUACUGUCGGCUUUGGUUCUGGCCUGCAUGGCUGGGCUUUCACUCUGAAACAGUUUGCUGAAAUGUAUGUUGCAAAGUUCGCUGCCAAGGGUGAUGCCCAGCUGAAUGCAUCUGAGCGUGCCAAGAAAGUAGAAGACAUGAUGAAGAAGCUGUGGGGAGACAGAUACUUUGAUCCUGCUACUGGCAAGUUCAGCAAAUCUGCUACCAGCCCUGAUGGAAAGAAACUGCCCAGGACCUUCUGCCAGCUCAUCCUUGAUCCCAUCUUCAAGGUUUUCGAUGCAAUCAUGAACUUCAAGAAAGAGGAGGCGGCUAAACUGAUUGAGAAACUGGACAUCAAGCUUGACAGCGAAGAUAAGGACAAGGAGGGCAAACCCCUGCUGAAGGCCGUGAUGAGGCGGUGGCUGCCUGCCGGAGAUGCCCUGCUGCAGAUGAUCACCAUUCACCUGCCUUCUCCUGUCACAGCCCAGAAGUACCGCUGUGAGCUGCUCUACGAGGGACCCCCUGAUGAUGAGGCUGCCAUAGGUAUUAAGAACUGUGACCCCAAAGGCCCCCUGAUGAUGUACAUCUCUAAAAUGGUGCCAACCUCUGAAGGACGUUUCUACGCUUUUGGACGUGUCUUCUCUGGUCUCGUCUCAACUGGCUUGAAAGUCAGAAUCAUGGGACCAAACUACACACCUGGCAAGAAGGAGGAUCUGUACCUGAAGCCAAUUCAAAGGACCAUUCUCAUGAUGGGCCGCUACGUUGAACCCAUUGAGGAUGUGCCUUGUGGAAAUAUUGUUGGUCUGGUUGGUGUUGACCAGUUCCUUGUGAAGACUGGAACCAUCACCACCUUCGAGCACGCUCACAACAUGAGAGUCAUGAAGUUCAGCGUCAGCCCUGUCGUGCGUGUGGCUGUCGAAGCCAAGAACCCAGCUGACCUGCCCAAGCUGGUGGAGGGACUGAAGCGUCUUGCCAAGUCUGACCCUAUGGUGCAGUGCAUCAUUGAGGAGUCUGGGGAGCACAUCAUCGCUGGUGCAGGGGAGCUGCACUUGGAGAUCUGCCUGAAGGAUCUGGAAGAGGACCACGCGUGCAUUCCUAUUAAGAAAUCAGAUCCUGUUGUGUCCUACCGUGAGACGGUCAGCGAGGAAUCCAACGUGAUGUGCCUUUCCAAGUCCCCCAACAAACACAACAGGCUGUACAUGAAGGCCCGGCCCUUCCCGGAUGGCUUGGCCGAAGACAUCGACAAGGGUGAGGUCUCUGCUCGUCAGGAGCUGAAGCAACGAGCUCGUUACCUGGCUGAGAAGUACGAGUGGGAUGUGACCGAAGCCAGGAAAAUCUGGUGCUUUGGUCCCGACGGCACCGGUCCCAACAUCCUGACGGACAUCACCAAGGGAGUGCAGUACCUGAACGAGAUCAAGGACAGCGUGGUGGCCGGCUUCCAGUGGGCGACGAAGGAGGGGGUCCUGUGCGAGGAGAACAUGCGUGCCGUGCGUUUUGAUGUGCAUGAUGUCACCCUGCAUGCCGAUGCCAUCCACCGCGGAGGCGGGCAGAUCAUUCCCACUGCCAGGAGAUGCCUGUACGCCUGCGUGCUCACCGCUCAGCCCAGGCUCAUGGAGCCCAUCUACCUUGUGGAGAUCCAGUGCCCGGAGCAGGUGGUCGGUGGCAUCUACGGUGUGCUGAACAGGAAGCGUGGCCACGUUUUUGAGGAGACCCAGGUGGCUGGCACCCCCAUGUUCGUGGUCAAGGCCUACCUGCCUGUCAACGAGUCCUUUGGUUUUACAGCGGAUUUGAGAUCUAACACGGGGGGCCAAGCUUUUCCCCAGUGCGUUUUCGACCACUGGCAGAUCCUGCCCGGGGAUCCCUUCGACAGCGCCAGCCGUCCUUGCCAGGUGGUGGCCGAGACCCGCAAACGCAAAGGGCUGAAGGAAGGCAUCCCCGCCCUCGACAACUUCCUCGACAAACUCUAAUUAAACUCGUCGGACUCUGGGAGGAGGGGGGUGGGUGGGAAAUUAAUUAACAUUAACGCCCGUGCAAAGGGGUAGACGCCGGUGACCACCACCAUCUCUUUGCAUCGUUAAUUAAUUGGUUUCAUAGCGAUUUGAGACUUUAAAUGAGGAGACAAAAAAAAAAAAAAGGAAAAAAAAAAAGCCUUAUAGGUUUCUGUGUUGCACAUGACUCAUCUUUGCCAUUGUAACUAAAACAUUUCCACUAGA
Molecule: messenger RNA, 2891 nt
Organism: Gymnogyps californianus (California condor)
Lineage: Eukaryota; Metazoa; Chordata; Aves; Accipitriformes; Cathartidae
Gene: EEF2
Product: eukaryotic translation elongation factor 2
Biological process (GO): translational elongation
Cellular component (GO): ribonucleoprotein complex; cytosol
Molecular function (GO): translation elongation factor activity; GTP binding; GTPase activity
Source: RefSeq, a predicted model, not a curated record